This is a messenger RNA of Penicillium maclennaniae, 1038 nucleotides long. Its product is annotated as gibberellin 20-oxidase. NCBI's taxonomy places the organism in Eukaryota, Fungi, Ascomycota, Eurotiomycetes, Eurotiales, Aspergillaceae. The transcript has 3 exons. Bases 1 to 1038 code for a protein of 345 amino acids. The record is from RefSeq and is a predicted model, not a curated record. Gene Ontology annotation, molecular function: dioxygenase activity.
AUGUCCAAAACCAGUGAGGUGAAGGUAACCGAAGUCCGGCUGGAGGACCCGCUGCCCAGUGUCGUCGACGCCUCCCGGUUUUCUUCAGGGACGUCAACCGAGCAACGGGCGUUCGCUAUCGAACUGGCUGAAUCCGUUCGCCGCUGCGGGUUUGUGAAGGUCAUCAAACAUGGUCUGUCCGACGAGCUCAUCGACGAGCUCUUUGCGUGGAACGAGCGCUUUUUUGCAAUCAAGCCUGAGCAAAAGCUGGCCGUCGCCAACCCGCCUGGACCAGCGCCGCAGCGUGGAUGGAGUUGUGUGGGCGCCGAGAAAACCUCGCGCCUCUUCAGCAGAGGGCAGGCCUCUAUUGAUCUGACUGACGCGCGGAAGAUUCAGGAACACUUUGAUGCCGGUUCCCCCAGUGACACCAAAUGGCCCUCGCGUUGGCCAAGUGAGGCGGUGAUCCCAGGCUUUAAGGCUUUCAUGGAAGAAUUCUACGUCCGAUCUCAUCAAGCUGCGCUACUCAUCCUACAAGCUCUUGAGAUGGGACUGGAUCUUCCUGCAGGAGUAUUAAAAUCUCGCUGCGGCGGAUUCGCGAGUGAACUUCGCCUGAACAGCUACCCCGAGAUCGAUAUCCAGGAGCUACGCCGCGGCAAGAUCAGUCGCAUCCAUCCGCAUGCCGAUCUGGGUGUCAUUACCUGCCUUUUCCAAGAUGGACUUGGAGGUCUGGAGCUAGAAGAUCGAUCUCAUUCCGGCUCGUUCUUGCCUGUCAAGCCAGGUGCUCGUUCGGAAAUGGUGGUCAACAUCAGCGAGACCUUUCAGCUAUGGACAAAUGAUGUCAUUACCGCGGGUAUCCAUCAGGUCACGGUUCCGCCAAAGAUGAAGACCCGCACUGAAGGUCGGAUCCCCGCUCGGCGUUCUUGCGCAUUCUUUCUCAAAGCUGACGGAGAUGCGUCUGUCGCGCCUUUACCUCAAUUCGUAACGAAGGAGCGACCAGCUGCCUACUCAGAGAUGAGCGCAUUGGAAUAUCAUCAAAAGCGUUUAGCCACCGCAUAUUAG